AUGACGCGAAGAGGUAGUAGAACGUCACGCAUCGUGAUAAUAUCACAUGGAAAUCUAACAAUGAAAGCGAAACCGUACUGCAAUUAUGUCGACGAUUUGUCAUAUCCACAAGGGGUGGUACAGAACUAUAUAUGUCAGAAACAGAGUCUUAUUUUCACAGUUUCUAGUGAAAGCAUUCCGUAUGGACAUCUGUUUUUUUUUUCUUUUAUUUCUUAUCUUCUGUUACAGAUGUUGCAAGAUAAUUUAAAUAAUAUCAUAGCAGUCUUCCUAUUUUUUGCGGUCCAUGCUAAUUGUGUUCCCAAAUAUGACGACAGAGGUUUUAUACCAAGUUCGAUAACUUACAUGGAAAAAGUUGGAAAGGCACAGGAUCAAGUGGCGAUGCCAUCCCAAGCCGAAGUUCGGACUGAUACAUCAACGAAACACGGGGAGACUACGAUCAAUGAUAUCUCGGAUCGUAAUCAAGAAGCUCGAUUUGGUUUCACUAAUAUUGGAAGUUCUGGCUCUGGUUACGCUAUAUCACCGUACGCUCCAGCAAAAAUAGACUUGGGUGGACUUUUGUUAGGUGCUAUUAUAGGAGUUGGUUCCAUUCUUAUUAUUCCAAAAUUAUUAUACGUUCUGUCAGGUACCUAUGGAAAUUAUGCGAGAAGCGAAGAAAAUGGUUUUGCUCAAUCGAUGACAAAAUUAGACGACGCAUUGGCUCGUCACGGUAUAGAUACAACAUCUUGUAUGCAACGAGCCGUUUGUACUUAUUCACAGCAAGCUGCUGCAGCUAUAAGAGUAGCCGACGAGGAGAACGAAGAUGAAAAAAUAUCUUCUUUCGAUAGAAUGAUAGAUGCGAUCACUACAAAUCAAGUUUUUCGAACAGCUAUGCAAGGGACAGCGAUACAAGAGGCGGUAGAAGCAGGUCAUUCUGGUAAAAAUUGUUCGUAUUCUUAUCCUCAUUGUGGUUUCUCUUUGGAAACUAUGCUGUCACUUUUAUCAAACGUUAUAACGGCUGUCUCAACGGCGAACGCACGAGCUGCGUCGUCUACAGCAUCUUCGUUGCUAUAACUAUCUUAUCAUUAGUUAAAUAAAUAUAAUAUCUUUAUGUGUUAAACUUAUUUGUAUUUGAAACGUCGAAGAAAAAAAAAAAAAGAAACAACGUAUUUAUUUUCGCCUUCUUAAUA
Molecule: messenger RNA, 1166 nt
Organism: Vespula pensylvanica (western yellowjacket)
Lineage: Eukaryota; Metazoa; Arthropoda; Insecta; Hymenoptera; Vespidae
Exons: 5
Coding region: 1-1050 (349 amino acids)
Source: RefSeq, a predicted model, not a curated record